This is a messenger RNA of Diospyros lotus (date-plum), 909 nucleotides long. Its product is annotated as EPIDERMAL PATTERNING FACTOR-like protein 2. The transcript has 3 exons. The coding region runs from base 220 to 642 and encodes 140 amino acids. Gene Ontology annotation, biological process: stomatal complex development; guard cell differentiation. The record is from RefSeq and is a predicted model, not a curated record. NCBI's taxonomy places the organism in Eukaryota, Viridiplantae, Streptophyta, Magnoliopsida, Ericales, Ebenaceae.
UCCUUUCUCUCUUUUUGUUGGAAAAUGGGACUUAGGGCCGUUGGAUUUUGCCAUUGAUAUAUAUCACCCCCGUCCUUACAUAUAUAUUCCAGCAAUCAUGCAUGCAUGGCUAGCACAACAAAUUCAUAUAUUGCUUCUCUCUCUUUGAGAGAUUGCAAUCACAACAAAUUCACGAUCAGCAGCCACGUACAGGGCCGGGUCAUCAUUUGGACUUGAGAAAUGGAAGGAAUUAUUGUUAGGUUGCUUUGUUUGGUAAUGGUGGUGCAGAUAUUGAGUUGGGUUUGUGUCACAAGUAGCAGUAGACCUCUUGAACCAUUAUUACCAAGUGCAGGCCAGACAAGUCCAGGGUCUUCCAAAGCAAUUUUCACCAGCCCAAAACAUCAGGGUUCCAAAAGGCCGGAAAGAGUGACAGAAAGGAGUGGAUCAACAUCGUCGUCGUCGUCACCAUCAUUUUCUUAUGAAUUAGUUGGGAAGAGGAUGAUGGGUUCAAGCCCACCAAACUGCGAGGACAAGUGCUUUGGAUGCACGCCAUGUGAAGCCAUCCAAGUGCCUGCCACCGCCACCGGGUGGGGCGUGCAGUACGCAAAUUAUGAGCCGGAGGGUUGGAAAUGCAAGUGUGGCCACUCCAUUUAUACUCCAUAAAACCUUUGUUCCAAGCAACAACUCGAUCGCCGAUCCCCUGAUUUUCUCUCCUUAUUUAAUUACUCUCGAUGCUUGUGGAUCUCGGGAUUUCGUUCCUUUUUUCCAACAUGUUUUUCUGGUUGCUUGCUUUGUGUAAAUUAAGUAGUAGAGUAUAUGAAAUUGUUAUUACACUUUGUUUUAGCGUCGUUAAUCAUUUAUAUGUCGAAUUUGGUUUCUUGAAUUUACGUUGAAAUAAUUUGUGUAUUUGUUUGUUUAGUCCAAACACAG